GAAGAAAAUGACAGAAAGAGAAUUCCAUGCCCUCUUGAUCCAAAACACACUGUGUAUGAAGAUCAGCUACAAAAGCAUUUAAAGAAAUGUAACUCGAGAGAGAAGCCAAAGCCGGUCUACUUUGUUCAAGAUAUUAAUGCAGGUUUAAAAGAUGUGGCAGAAAUACCAGGCGAACAAGUACCUAUCUCUUCUCUGUCGAAGGAAGAGCUGGAGAACUUAAUUAUCAAGUUGAAAAACGCAAGUAAUGGCCUGGAACUUCGCCUUAAAGAACAAAUACUGUCCCACCAGGCUUUAGAAGAAGCCUUAAAUGACCCAAAGAACGGGGAAUCUGCUUUCAAACACUUGAAACAACAGGCUUCAAUUUUAGGCAACAUGGAAAAAUUACAUUUACUUGGUCCAGGAAGAUGUUUUGUUGAGUUCGGAGCUGGGCGAGGAAAGCUGUCUCACUGGGUUGAUGUUGCCUUACAGAAUGUUGAAAAUGUUCAGUUUUUGCUUGUGGAAAGGGCAACGACAAGGUUCAAGGUGGAUGGAAAACAUAAAGGGAGAGAUUCUAUAUUUGAGAGGCUUCAAAUUGACAUUCAACAUCUAUGUUUAAAGAAAGUACCUAUUUUGGAGAAGAAAAAACUACCAGUGGUAGGAAUUGGGAAGCAUUUGUGUGGUGCUGCAACAGAUCUUGCUUUGAGAUGCCUGGCUGAAAGUUAUACAGCUUGCUGUGAUGGCAGAAAUGAAGAGCCUGCACCCAAACGCUCUAGGACUGAUAAGACAAAGGUAGCUUCUAACAGUUCUGCUGAUAGUGAAAGCAACAGAGAAGACUGUGAGCCUGUAGCUGGAAUUGUUAUUGCACUGUGUUGCCAUCAUAAGUGUGACUGGACACAUUAUGUAGGCAGAGAGUUCUUUAAAUCAGUAGGACUUGGACCAAUAGAAUUUCAUUAUUUUCAAAGAAUGAGUAGCUGGGCCACUUGUGGCAUGCGAGAAACCCCAACCAAAGCCUCUACGAGCAAAGAAAGGGAAGAUCAAAGUAACGACACAGAGGAACACGAGCAAGCACUCAGCAAGACAGAGAGUGGGUCUGAUACUUUACAAGGGAUACUUACUGUUGAAGAACGAAAGGAGAUAGGUUGCCUCUGUAAACUACUGAUUGAUCAUGGACGGAUUGAGUAUUUACAACAACGAGGAUACAAGGCUGCGCUACAGUAUUAUACAGAGUCUGCUGUGUCCUUGGAGAACGUCCUGCUGACAGCUGUCCCGAGGCCAUCUCUGAUACCAGAGCCAGCUACAUGACAGGAGAUAGAGUUGGAAUUGGUAGG
Messenger RNA from Apaloderma vittatum (bar-tailed trogon), 1307 nucleotides. RefSeq names its product tRNA methyltransferase 13 homolog (S. cerevisiae) (gene TRMT13). NCBI's taxonomy places the organism in Eukaryota, Metazoa, Chordata, Aves, Trogoniformes, Trogonidae. The record is from RefSeq and is a predicted model, not a curated record. Gene Ontology annotation, biological process: tRNA methylation. The transcript has 10 exons. The annotation marks the transcript as partial.